Molecule: messenger RNA, 614 nt
Organism: Pyricularia oryzae 70-15
Lineage: Eukaryota; Fungi; Ascomycota; Sordariomycetes; Magnaporthales; Pyriculariaceae
Exons: 3
Coding region: 110-577 (155 amino acids)
Source: RefSeq, a predicted model, not a curated record
CUAGCAAAGGGCUAAAAUCUCGCUUAUUUCGUGGGCCGAUUAGUGUUCCGGUCGCACGGCGGUUCGUCAAAUGAGGGCCAACCUACUGAUUCCUCUUUGGGAGUAAAACAUGGAGGACUUCAUAGAGAAUUCGGUGAAGCUCUUGUUGAGAAUCCACGAUUUUGGGCCGCAGUUGGUAUUCCAGGGUCGGUUCCCCGGUAUGGGCAUGCUGAUACAUCUGAAAGCCGGGCGAGCGGUCUUUGAUGUCGAGCGUCUGCUGAGAAAUUGGUGGCUUUCUUGGUCGCGCGGCCCAUCCCUCGCUCGCGUAUCCAGUCAAAGGCGGGAGACCAUCCGCAAGGCCCAGUUCGACGGCCGCCAGCUCCGCAACACUGUCGCCGUCACGCUGGGCCUGGCGCGGGCGGCGUGCGAGGACGGCUGCGGCGACGGCAAGCUUACCCAGGAGUACCUCGAGAUGGAGUUUAACAGUGUGGCGGCGUUUCAAAAAGACUUUCGUUUCCAGAUGGAGUUUUGCAAAGAUGCUCAGAACGGUAUGGCGAAACAGCUGCGAACUAGGGGGAAUGGAUGGUGUGGUGGAUAGAAUCUGUAGCCGAUAUGAAAGGAAGUGAAUAUAUGGC